AGCAAAAUGUCAGGAGCAAGACAGGACAUGAAGCAGUUUGUUGUGCUUCACUUCAACGAUGAGAAUGAAGUGGAGGCAGCUCCCUCAAAGUGGCUGGAAUGGGGUGAUGGGGCAAAUGAUCUAGACUGCUACUGGCCUCCACAUAAUCCUGUUGGUCUGGCAAAAAAGAAUGUCCUGCCGGACAAACAGCUGUGGACGAGGUACAGAGCAAGGAUACUCUCACAAACAGACACAUAUGCUAUGGCCCGCCAUAGGGCCCGAAAAGCCCAAGACACCUCGCAGCUGGAGGAGUCUGACCACGAUUCCCGGCGGGUGGUGUUACCACAGAGGUUCAGAGAGGAUGGUGACGACCCUCGCAUAAGAAAACCGAGCAAAAAACAGCAAUGCAAGUACUCAAAAGAGCAUGAGGUCGUUAAGCUGUUUGAGGGCCUACAGCGGAGGGUGAUGAUGAAGCUGGAGAUGAUGGAGGAUAAACUCACCAGGGUGGUGAACCUUCUGAAUGAAUGUGGACGGGUGGGGCCAGUGGGCGUAGAGGAGGAUCCCCUGGAUAUCUUCCAGCAGCCACUGGAGACAGUAGAGGGUUUGGACCAGUUGUGCCACCGUCUGCAGGAGGGCACUUUUAGAAAGAAGACAAUCCUUCUUCUCCCUCUGCUCCCGGGUUUCGGCACCAAAAAUGUGGUGGAUUUAUCAGGAGGCCAGGUCUUCUCCUGGGGCCAGAACAAGUAUGGGCAGCUGGGCCUGGGAAUGGUGGGGGCAUCCACCUCGUCCCCCCAGGUCAUCCAGUCCCUGCUGGGGAUCCCCUUCUCCCAGGUCGCCGCCGGAGGGGCGCAUAGUUUCGCCCUCACAUUCUCCGGGGGCGUAUUCGGAUGGGGCCGCAACAAGUUCGGGCAACUCGGACUGAAUGACAGCAACGACCGGCAUUUUCCAGUUCUCCUAAAGACACUGCGGUCCCAGAGAGUUGUGUACAUCUGCUGCGGAGAGGACCACACUGCUGCACUUACAAAGGAGGGAGGAGUGUUCACGUUUGGAGCAGGAGGGUAUGGGCAGCUAGGCCACAACAGCACUAACCACGAGAUCAAUCCCCGCAAGGUGUUCGAGCUCAUGGGAAACAUAGUCACGCAAAUCGCCUGUGGCAGGCAGCACACACUGGCCUUCAUCUCCACCUCAGGGAAGAUCAACUCCUUCGGGCUGGGCGGCAAUGGGCAGCUGGGCACACGCUCCACCUGCAACAGGAAGAGCCCUGCAUUGGUCAAGGGCCCCUGGAGGGCCCUCAACAACCCGGAGCCGGACGACAUGCCCUCCGACUCCGAGCAGGGCUACUACGUGAGGCGAAUCUUUGCCGGAGGGGACCAGAGCUUUGCCCACUUUAGUACAGACCAGGUGCGUCCCUGGUGGAGAGCGCAUGACAAUCAGAAUGACCUUGCCCCUGUUGAUUUCCGAGUGCCUGAUCCUCGAGGUCACAUCCACACGCUGAGUGCUGACCUCAUUCAGAAAUGGCUGAGUCACGCUCAUGGACGACUGCCGCCCGAAAUCUCAAAUGAGAUUGAUGUUGUGUUCUCCUCAGCGAGUUGCCUCAAUGGGAGCUUCUUGUCAACAAGUCACCCAGACCACUACAACACCAGCAGCAAGUGCUCAGGGGUGGAUAUGAACACCGCUCGCAUACUUUUGCACAGAGUGGUUCAACCAGACUAUCCACAGAUCUCACAGUUGGCGUGUGCGAGUCUGGAGAAGACCCUGCUCCCCAGACUCACGUCCUCUCCCCCAGACAUCGAGGCCCUGCGUCUGUACCUCACGCUGCCCGAGUGCUCCCUGCUCCACAACCCCAGCAACUACGCCUCGCUCACCAUUCCCCUGGCCAGUGCCACCGUCGGCCUGAAGGAGGCCGCCCACACGGUUCUCUGUAACUGGUGGUCGCGGCUGGAGCCUUCCAUGUUCCAGCGCAGGGUGGAGCUCUACAAGGAGGUGGUGCUGUACCUGUUGCGCAUGCAGAAGGUGGGGGUGCCGCCGUCUGAGCUGAAGAUGCUCACCUGCUUCCUGCACCAUUCGCUCAAGCUCCUGGGCCUUCUACACGCCGUCAACGAGGCAGCUGGACAAAUCAUCCAGUAUGACAAAUUCUACAUCCACGAACUGGACGAGCUGAUCGACAUCCGAAACGACUACAUCAACUGGAUCCAGCAACAGGUGUUUGCUGCUCUGAUGAAGGAUGGGAGCAGUGUGGCAGACCGCAACAACAGCCCAGCCCUGAGGAGCUGAAGGCUUCAGUCUCUUUCUCUCUCUCUCUCUCACACACACACACACACACACACACACACACACACACACCCCUGAGCGAGCAGGAGGAGACUAGUGGAGACUGGAGUCUUCUGGCACCUUCUUCAGUAUUUCAAAAGGUUUCAGUCCUGUGUGUGUGUGUGUCUUUGUAUGUGCACAUGUGUGUGAGGGAGAGCAGGACAGACGGCGAGAAAGAGAACGUGUGUGUGUGUGUGUGUGUGUGUGUGUGUGUGUGUGUGUGUGUGUGUGUGUGUGUGUGUGUGUGUGUGUGUGUGUGUGUGUGUGUGUGUGUGUGUGUGUGUGUGUGUGUGUGUGUGUGUGUCUGUGUGUGUGUGUGUGUGUGACCCAGGUAGCAUUUGGGUGUGGUGGCCCCUGGAGCUCUGAGCCUUAAACCCCAGCCUGGCGCGUGCUCAGAAGACGUCCUUUGUGCCAGGAGCAGAGACCGCUGUGGGACCCACGCCACACGACAUGUGCCACUAGGCUCUCUACACACGCACAGGGGCACUGCAUGCAGGCACACAGACAGAGAGACAGACAGACACACACACACACACACACACACACACAGAGAAACACACUCCAUUCACACCCAACCCAUUAGGGUUCAGUGCCAAUGUUUGUGCUUCGUAAAGCAAGUCUGAGCUUGUUAUUAGACGCAGCACUGCUAUACAUUGCUUUUGUGUCUGUGUGUAAGACCUCUGCUCUGUCCUGUGUAUGCGUUGUGUGAAUUGAGGAAGUGAGUGUGUGUAUGUGCGUGCGUGCGCGCGCUUUGGUUGUUCUUGAGGAACAGCUAUAUAAACGAGGCUGCUAUUUUAGGCCUUCUCCCCCCCCUUUCUUGGACACUCCAAAGUUUGAGCAAACUCAUGAGUUUGAAGACAUUACAGAAAAAGUGCAAUAGUGCGGCCUAGACGCCCAGAGAGUGCUGGCCAGACCUUGCUACGGUCAGUCCAGCUGCAUAACUGACCUGUCGUCACUUGCAUCCAUGACGUGAUGGCACUGUGAGUAGCAGAGAGACCUACGUUAUGCAUUCAGUCAGUUGUCUCCAGUUAUUUCCAAACCAGGACUGUUUUUGUUUGUUUGUUUGUUUGUUUGUUUUUGUUUGUUUUGAACGUAUGGCCAGCGUGUCUGUUUAGAUUAUUUCUGUUAAACCUUUUAUUUAUAGUUGUAUAAUUCUUUUUUUGUAUUUUAAUUUAAGCCUGAAUCAUUUAGCCAGUUUUUUUUUCUACAUCUUUUGUUUUAAUUUCAAAAUUCACUACUGUACAGUUUUCUUACAUUCUACUGGUAAUGUAUAUGUAUAUAUACAUAUAUAACAAUAUAUAUGUGUAUAUAUAUGUAUAUAUACAUAUAUAAAAAUUGUGAAAUGAAUUCUUAGGCUACUUGUCUAAAUGUGUAAAUAUAUCUCAAUAACAAGGUACUGUUGCACGCGUGUUCAUUUUUGUACCUUUUUAAAACCAACAGAGUAAUCAGACAUAAACAUUUUGUUUACACUCAUCCUAAUGGAAAUAAAAA
Sardina pilchardus (European sardine) is the source of this 3780-nucleotide messenger RNA. Its product is annotated as probable E3 ubiquitin-protein ligase HERC4. NCBI's taxonomy places the organism in Eukaryota, Metazoa, Chordata, Actinopteri, Clupeiformes, Clupeidae. Gene Ontology annotation, molecular function: ubiquitin protein ligase activity. Bases 7 to 2253 code for a protein of 748 amino acids. The record is from RefSeq and is a predicted model, not a curated record. Gene Ontology annotation, biological process: ubiquitin-dependent protein catabolic process; protein ubiquitination. Gene Ontology annotation, cellular component: cytoplasm. The transcript is spliced from 19 exons.